CGUUACGAUCCGCCAUGUCGUCCACUCGUCUGGCCUCAGUUGCUUUCGCUGUAUUGAGUCUCGCUGGCUCUGUCUGUUCUCAAGACUCGGUGCCGAAUUCAUUCCCACACGACUAUCCAGGAAAGCCAAGCGGAGACUUUAGCCCAGAAUGGCAAGAUUACUUCCUCGUGAAGGAUCCUCUCCCAAACGUGACGUUCCCAUUAAGCCGCAACUGGGCAGGUAACAUCCCAGUGAACCGAACAAACCACCCGAACGACACUCUGUUCUUCUGGGGCUUUGAGAGCAAAAACGGUUCACUGACGGCUAGUGCUGACGAGAACUCUUCUGAACCAUGCGCUCUUUGGCUGAAUGGCGGGCCUGGUGCGUCGAGCAUGCUCGGUUUGUUGCUCGAGAACGGUCCGCUUCUUGUCACGGAAUCAGGGGACUUGGCUCCGAACAACGUGAGCUGGGAUAAAUUAGUGGAUUAUAUUUGGGUCGACCAGCCUGUUGGUACUGGAUUCUCGACCGCGGAAGCAAAUGGCGGGUACAUUGAGAAUGAAGACCAAAUGGGCGAGGACUUCCUCAACUUCUUAAGGAAUUUGGUCAAGGUAUUCCCAAGUCUUGCAACCCGUCCAUUGUUGCUCACGGGUGAAAGUUAUGCGGGAACGUACAUCCCAUAUAUAACGAAAACGAUAUUCUCCACACCAAAUCCUCCAGUAAAACUGUCAAAGAUCGCAAUAGGCAACGGAGCUAUGGGAGCUGAACCAGAAUACGAGGAACUGCCAAUGUUGUCCAUCAUAGAGACCUAUCCUCAACUGAUUGGCUAUGACUCGGAGGUUUACGAAUACUUCAAAGAACAAACCCAUCUCUGCGGGUGGGACUUGAACCUCACUUACCCUCAGACGGGUAAAUUCCCGCCCAUCGGACCUCCAAUCCUGCCAGCAGACGGAGGUCGCGCUGCUGAACUGGCAAGUCGCAAGCCGGGGCUUAUUCGAAAGAAUCUCCUUGCGGUCGCUCGUGGAGUUGAAAGCCCUGAGACAGGGCUUGUGAAACGCAGGACUGCACCAACGCCUGAAGAGAUCGAAGCGAGGGAGGAGCGAAAGCGAGCUUGGAUAAAGGAAAAGAGGGACCUGAUGAGGAAGAGGGACCUGACAGGACGUGCAAAUGGGACAAUCGACCCGUUCUAUGGGUGCUUCUUGGCUGAAGAAACUCAAGAUUAUGCGUUGAACUUUUCAAUGCCCUGGAAUUUGUCGAAAGAGAUUGUUAUUCCGACUUUAGACGACUUCGGUCCGUACAACCCAUACAACGUUCCGGAUGCCCGUGCACCGCCACUCGGGCUUGACCCAUCGACCUUCUUGAAUGAUGACCGAACCCGUACGGCCUUGCAUGCCCCGACUAGCAAGAACUGGACGCUCCAGAUUAACUAUCCUUUUAACUCCUCCUUUGAGCCCGGACCCGGUGCUAACGUCUUUGGUGACCCAAGUGUUGAGCCCGUUGCUUUCUUUGAUGAAUUGGCUACCAAUGCGUCCGAACAUGGUGUAUCCGUGGUCAUCUACCUGGGCAAUGAUGACACUGUUGUACCCCACUUUAGCAGCGAAAUUACGAUUCAGAACACAACCUUUGGUGGCAUACAAGGUUUCACGCGGAAGCCGUUGACGCCGUUCACCGACGAUUCCGGUAACUUCAUUGGGAUUGUGCAUCAAGAACGGAAUUGGACGUACGUUCUGGUUGACAAAGCUGGGCACGAGGUGCCCGAAUUUCAACCCGAAGCUGCCUUCAUUCUCUUACGCGAGUUCAUCAUAGGUAACAACUCAACAGGGCUCGUUACGAACUCGUCGGGUGGAGUAUUUGUCGUCGGAGGCGAGGGUGCGUCGUCACUAGUUGUCGGUGACAUUCUUCCAGGGGUGUCGGGAAUAUUGUACGGAUCGGGGACCGCGACGUCCGUGUACGUGGCGCCGUCUGCCACCAUCGCGUCGUGGGAGGCGUUCUUCGCGUCGGCGCAGGCUGCCGCCGGCAGUGCGGCUGGCGGCGCCGCGGAUCCGAGACGUACUUCGGCUGCCUUGAGCGUGCGUCAGUGGGGAGGUGGAGAUGCAUCGCGUCUCUCGUUCCUCGCAUUAAGUGUUUCCGUGGCGUUUGUUGGAUAUCGCUUGUUCUAA
Molecule: messenger RNA, 2135 nt
Organism: Fomitiporia mediterranea MF3/22
Lineage: Eukaryota; Fungi; Basidiomycota; Agaricomycetes; Hymenochaetales; Hymenochaetaceae
Product: alpha/beta-hydrolase
Exons: 18
Coding region: 15-2135 (706 amino acids)
Biological process (GO): proteolysis
Molecular function (GO): serine-type carboxypeptidase activity
Source: RefSeq, a predicted model, not a curated record